GGCGAGGCCUUGGACGAGUUUGGAUGCGUCAUGGCGAUCGGAGAAGUUGUCAAGUGGUACAACUCGUUGCUGGAAGCUACGUUGCUGGAUCUCUACAAGACACAAUAUUCAGCUGCGAGGAUCUUCGUCUUGAAUCGAUACAAAUUUCUCAAUGACGUGCUCAGAGACCCAAUGAAAUAUGGGUUUCUUCCUGAUAUCACACAUGUAGCCUGCUGUGGAGGUGGAGAUGAAUUCAAUGCGAGUGUCGUCUGUGGAGGACAACUUCCUUGCAAGAAUCCUCAAGAGCAUGUCUACUUCGACUUUGUCCACUUCACUGACCGUUUUAACAAGCAGGAGAUACAGGCAUUUUCACUCACCGAAGAAUACAUCAUCUCAAAUCAUUACAAGCAAACAUCUUUGCUGGAUGUGUGCGGUUGCGACUGCUACACAUGAAAAGAAUACAUGCAAAGCAUAAUAUGCAUAGCGAUUUGAAAAAGUCAAGAUUAAUCUAAUUGAUGGAAAAUAUAUACCUUUCCAUCUCAAAUCAUGCAUGUUGAU
This is a messenger RNA of Selaginella moellendorffii, 537 nucleotides long. Its product is annotated as GDSL esterase/lipase At5g45670. Lineage: Eukaryota; Viridiplantae; Streptophyta; Lycopodiopsida; Selaginellales; Selaginellaceae. The transcript is spliced from 2 exons. The record is from RefSeq and is a predicted model, not a curated record. Bases 31 to 432 code for a protein of 133 amino acids.